CGCGGCGGCGAGAGGCGGUUGAGUGGCUGCGCGGGAGCCCGGCGGCGCUCGAGUCGUUGCGGUGCUCGUUCGCCCGGCCAUGUGCGAGGCGUAUUUCCCCGUGGGCCCCGGCCUGGGCCUGGAGGAGAAUUUCCUGUCACUGGACGACAUCCUGAUGUCGCAGGAGAAGCUGCCGGGCCGCGCCGAGAGCGCCCUGCCGCGCCUGGCCUUCGCGCUGGGCCAGGGCGCCGGCACCGGCGACUCCAUCCCCGAGGGAUCAAAGCUGGAAGUACCUCUGUGGCUUGCUAAAGGUCUACAUGACAGCAAAAGAAGAAUAAUUUCUGUGGAACUGCCAAAGAUUUACAAGGAAGCCUGGAGGACAGUGUUCAGCGCUGAUGCUAACGUAGUUGAUCUACAUAAAAUGGGGCCAUACUAUUACGGGUUUGGCUCCCAGCUCCUGAAUUUUGACAAUCCAGAGAAUCCUGAGAUAGCUCAGACUAUCCUGCAGACAUUUAUUAGCCGUUUUCGUCGUAUCAUGGACUCCUCUCAGAAUGCCUAUAAUGAAGACACAUCAGCGCUGGUGGCUCGGCUGGAUGAAUUGGAACGAGCCUUAUUUCGAGCUGGCCAGAAGGGGCUGAAUGACUUCCAGUGCUGGGAAAAGGGACAGGCUUCUCAAAUCACAGCAUCCAGUCUGGUCCAGAAUUACGGGAAAAGAAAGUUCACAGAUGUGGAUGGUUGAAAACCUGAAGAACGUGUGGCUAGAGCUGGGGACACCGAGGGAUUUAGAGUCUGUCUGUCACAGGAGAGGAAGAUGAAUCAGCUUAGGGGAAGGACAGGCUCCCUGUUCAUUAAUGGGAAUUCUUCUGUGUAACAUCUUCAGAUUAGACUAGUGCAAAUUUUAAAGGCAGGCGGCAAAGAUAUAAAAAAUAGAUGACAUCCCAUCACUGGAUAGCUCUACAGCUUACUGAUACGACUCCUGAGGAUUUGCAGUUAAAGUGUUUGCUAGGUGGCUGAAAGGGUAUGAAAGGAUUUUCUAAAAAGGUAAUUAAUAUUUAUUAUUCUUUAUCUUCCAAACCGAUACAAUUACAAUACCAGAUCUGUUUGGAAAAAAGUGUAAUUCUAAGUAUUUCAUCUUGUCCUUCCCAUUCCAACCUCCUGGGAACGGCUGCUUCCAGGUUUCCUGUUCUUUGGAGAACCUCAAUGAUGUGAACAAAAAAAAAAGGUGGUACAAACUGCAUUGAGUUUUCCCCAUUUCUUUUACGCUGACGUGGAAUAGGUACUUUUUGUGAGGCAGGAACGUUUUUCUUUGCUGACUUUUGUACACAGUGCCCCAGAGAAAAAUCCCUCUUUUAGCCCAUGUAGCAAGUGAAGUGGCUGUGCAGGUCUCAUGUGCCACCUCAUCCUCUCUCUCUCUUUCAGCCCGUGUGGGCUUGAUGCUGCAUGGGGUAGAGAACAUUCUCAUUUGAUGCGAGUGGCUUUUGUGAUGAUGUGUCUUUAUGACAGGUGUUAAGCUCCUCCGCUUUCUUACAGAGAAGGCAACAAAGAGUUAGUCCGGACCAGAUCAGAAGCAGCAACUUUAAUGGAAACUCUACCCCAUUAUCAACCUUUGAGCCAUCUGUUUUCCCAUGAAAAAUUCUGAGUACAAAAUUUGGUUAGUAGGAGGGACAGAGCAAGUGAACUGAGUUUCCUUCCUUCUGAUCCAUCUAAAUGAUCCUAGCAAAUUGAUCCUAGUAGAUGUCCUACUGGAGCUGGAACUUGCUAAACAGCACAGUGAUUAUCGUCCUGUGUGGAUGCCCUUAAACGUAGAUGAUCUGAAGUCCCGUUGGAUUGGAGACAGAGAACAGGUGGUUAUCUCUGUAGGACUUAGUUCCCGCAGUCAUCAGGAUGGUCAUCCUUUGGAAGCGGGUGUUAGAGGUCUUAUGGAUGCUUGUAAGCGUUUGUAGAAGGUGGACCUUGCAGAGCACCUAAGUGGAGGAGCCCAGAGGGUGAUGAUACUGAGCGCUUCCUCUUCUGUGGGAAUCACUGGGAGGUGACGGGAAGAUCCGAAUCAUGGAGGAGUUAUUACUGGACUUGUGGAUGCACUUGGAUAUUGGAUACUUCAAACUGGAAACCUCAAGUACAAAGGGUGCAUGGCCAUUACUUGGCUGGAGGUGGUGAGAGGGGACAGCGUGCUGGCUUCUUCAGACCUUGGCAUCUCCGCCUCCUGCCACAGGAGACUAAUUGGAAGCUGUGCCUGACAAAGCGUUUAAAGUGUGUGCCAGAUCAAAUGCUGCUACACUUAAUGGCACGUAGUAGCCUAUGCAUUUUCAUGAAGCUUUUGUCUGUUGUCCAUUUCUGGAUUUUUAUGUUGAAUAAAUAUUUUGUGAGGGGAGACUCGUAAUGGAAAAGGUCUGUUGUUAAUUGCCGUGCAGCAAAAAAAUUAAUGAUCGAGUGGAAAGCACGAGUCUUGACAAAACUGUGGCCAUGAUAGAUAAUGCAGCCCUGCUUGUAUCGUUCCCCUUGUAGGGAACACCGUUGGGAGCUACGUUUGUGCAGUCACACGAGUGUAGAAGUAGUUCCUGUCUGACUUCGCCCAUGUGGGCGAUAGCUGUUGGCUCGAAUUGUGGGAGAGACGCUGCCAACCAAUCAGUAAGCUGAUGAUUUUCUGAAUUUCAUUUUUAUGAAUCACAGGAUGGACGGAGGUGAUUCUGUGUUGCCUGGGCUUUGUGGCAGCAUAGUGGGUAGCGGGUGGAAGUCAGCGCGCUCUGUGUGCAUAUGCUGCUGCUCCAAGCACUGUAGCGCAGACUUCAUGCAGCGUUGUCAAAGCUGUGUUCAGUGCUUCAGCUGCCAGAGGAGCAAGCCCAUCUGUGAUGAGACGCAUUUUUGAAUUGGAAAGAUUAUUUUAAUGAGAUGGGGGCUUUGAGAUCUAGUUGGUUUACAACCAAAAUCACUAGUUCAUCAGUUUCUGGACUGGUUUUGGUGACUAUCCAGACUCAUUUGCCUACAUUUGUAAGAACGUUUUUCUUCUUCUCUAUUGCUGAGUGCAAAAUCCAAGCAGAGGGUUGCUCAUUUGCCAACACUUUGUGCAGCUACUUUCAGAGUGGGGAGGAAAAAAAUCCCUGAAGUAGUCCUCAGUGUCACUGGCUUUUUGUAAGGAGGCAACGUCACUUUUAGUAUCCCUGAGUGUUUAGGAAUAAACACCAGUAAGACCUUUUAAAAAUCUGAUCCUGUAACUUUAAAUUACAGCCUUUGGUUGUAUUUGGUACAGAUUUGGUAUUCUGUUGAUUUUUUUUUUUGGUUGUUUUUGUUUUUUUUUUUUCCUUGUUGGCUGGAAUGUUUUUGUUUUUUUUGUUUUCUGUCCAGAAAUACAACAAAAGAGUGCUCUGUA
Molecule: messenger RNA, 3346 nt
Organism: Chroicocephalus ridibundus (black-headed gull)
Lineage: Eukaryota; Metazoa; Chordata; Aves; Charadriiformes; Laridae
Gene: GINS3
Product: GINS complex subunit 3
Exons: 3
Coding region: 80-718 (212 amino acids)
Biological process (GO): mitotic DNA replication initiation
Cellular component (GO): GINS complex
Source: RefSeq, a predicted model, not a curated record